AUGCUGACGACAAAAACGAAUAUCUACUACGUCAAUGUCUUGCAUGUCAUAUCGAUGGAUCCUCUAGAGAGUGAAAACGAUCGACGCACGAAAGAACUUGCUGCUAAAAUUUCUCAACUUAAGAAUAUUGCCAUUGAAAUCGACGAUGACACCGCAGAACAUAACCGUUUUCUUGAAACAAUGCGGUCAGAUUUUGGCACGGCACGUGAUUUUCUCGGCGGAAGUUCCCGUCGUUUGACUGACGCUCUCAUCAGUGGAAAAAGCGAUCGACGAACAAUGUAUUAUGUUAUUGGUGGUAUCGUUUUCAGUUUUAUCUUCUUGUAUUAUAUCGUCAGCUCCUUUCGACGAGUUACGAAAGGUUAUCCGUUAAAAAUUCACCCGAUAAUAGUUGAAAAUACGACUGUUGAUUUCAACCGAGAUUUUAUUCGACGUAUUCUACAACGAAUCGAAUACAAUACAUUACGCGGAGCGGUGAUUGACCUCGGCUUGCAAGAAGCAUUACCAGCAGUGAUGUCGGAGACGAUGCAGCAAGAUGAAAGAUUUCUCAGGAUAAUACAUAAAGUUCUACUCGAAUACGAAGUAAAAGAAGGUGAACUGAUUUGUCCAGAAACAGGACGGAAAUUCCCUAUAUCCCGAGGCAUUCCCAAUAUGUUAUUAUGA
Messenger RNA from Adineta ricciae, 660 nucleotides. NCBI's taxonomy places the organism in Eukaryota, Metazoa, Rotifera, Eurotatoria, Adinetida, Adinetidae. The record is from the annotation of a GenBank genome assembly.